Vicia villosa (hairy vetch) is the source of this 1754-nucleotide messenger RNA. Its product is annotated as zinc finger BED domain-containing protein RICESLEEPER 1-like. Lineage: Eukaryota; Viridiplantae; Streptophyta; Magnoliopsida; Fabales; Fabaceae. The transcript has 7 exons. Gene Ontology annotation, molecular function: DNA binding. Bases 591 to 1754 code for a protein of 387 amino acids. The record is from RefSeq and is a predicted model, not a curated record.
UUAGUGUAAAAAUGAUAGGCCCAACCCAAUGCCCCAAUCCAUUAACUCAGUAUUCAUUUUUACACAAAAGUUUCCAGUAACCCUAAAACACAACACGACAUUCUUGGCCGCCGUCCAUCUCCAUGGCGUCAAACCCUAACCAUAGUAAAAAACUCACCCACAGCCGUCGUCGCCACUCGCCACCACCAUCCACACCUUUUAUCCUCAACCUAACAUUGUCACAAUAAUCUCAAGAUCUCUGUAUUUUCUCGUUCAACCUCGAACUUCAACCUUUCAAAAUCAAGACACUCGUUCAACCACAAGCCUCAACCCUCAACAUUCGACUGAAAUACGAGCUCAGCUUUCAUCGUUGACUCGGUUUGGUUGCAUUUACGGUAGCAAUAGAAAAAAAAUUAAGAGAAGACAUAUUUUCGACGAACUUCUGCAACUCAGAGGCAUUCUUAGAUUAACCAAGAAUUCAGUUUGAAGAAGCUGCCUAUACAUCCUGUUCUAAUUAAAAGAGGUAGUUAUCUAUUGUGAUUUUUAUUGAUAUGAAGUAUUAUGUAAUUAGUCAGUAACUUCUUCCUUGAUAUAUGCAAGGAGUUUGAGAUAUGCAAGGAGCUGGAAAUAUGCAAGGAGCUGGAAAUACGCAAGGAGUUCGAGAUAUGCAAGGAGUUGAAAAUACGCAAAAUAACGUUAUGGAGCAAGACACUAUAACAGCAACAACACCCAUUGAGCCAGCCGCGGAUCUUCCUCCUAUUGGCCGGAAGAAAAGAAGAGCUAAUGCAAAUGCUAUUAGAAAGAGGUCUGAGGUAUGGGACCACUUUAACCUUAUUCCUAAUAGUGAUCCCGCUACUGCGGCAUGUAAGUAUUGUCAUCAGAAGUACAUGUGUGACUCUAAGAAACAUGGAACGUCAAACUUAAAGAGUCAUAUGAAAACAUGUCCUAAGUAUCCGCUGAACUUGUCAACCGACUCUACCCAAACUGUAUUGACAUAUUCAACAACUCAAGGAGGUGUUUUGGUCCAAACAUCCUCCCGGUUUGAUCCUUUAGGUUGUAGAAAGGGGCUGGCUUACUUUAUCAUUUUAGAUGAGAAGCCAUUUAUUACCGUUGAAGGAGAGGGAUUCAAGUACUUUUGUAACCAAAUGCAGCCCCAAUUUACUAUACCAUCUAGGAGAACCAUUGCUAGGGAUUGUUUUCAGAUAUAUCUUGAUGAGAAAGUGAGGUUGAGAGCGUUAUUUAAGUCUGAUUGUAGUAGGGUGGCAAUUACAACAGAUUGUUGGACUUCGGUUCAAAAUCUUAACUACUUAACCCUCACUGCCCAUUUUAUAGAUAGAGAUUGGAAAUACCAAAAAAGGAUCAUUAGUUUUACGGUUAUCCCUAAUCACCGAGGUAAAACAGUUGGUAAGAAGGUUGAGGAUGUGUUGAAGGAGUGGGGGCUGAGAAACGUUUCAACUAUCACGGUGGAUAACGCGGCAUCAAAUGAUAUAAGCUUUGAUCUUUGUUCUAAUAUUUUUUUUGAAAAUGUUGAAAUGACAGUGCCUCUAUUGUUGAGAUAUGGAAAGUGCUUCUUUUUAUCCUUUCAGUACUUCUUUUUGAGGACACUAUUGCGGAUAGCUUUCCCUUUGCAGGUAAAGGAUUAUUUGCUUAAGCACAGAAGCACGUUGAAAUCUGAUGCUGAUGCGGUUACGGUGCUGGAUGGAACACAGAAAGGUGCUUUUCAAUGGGAAUUGAAGGAAAUGGGAGAAAAGGAUUAUGAAGCUUAUAAAAGAUAG